AUGUCUUUAUCAAAAUACACAUCAACACCGGAGACCACAAACACUGCUCGGCUGGCGAGACUCAUACUGGGUCCCUGUACUGAUGUGUUACGUGAAAUUCUAAAAAAGGAAAUUCCCCCGUCUGAUUUAUCUAAAGAAGUGAAGCAAUGGAUUGAUGAUCUUAAGAAAAACAAAAAACGCAACCCUCUGAAUCCAUCACAAAAUGACAUUGUUUUCCCCUCACCGACAAACCAGUAUGGGGGAGACUACUCAGAUCUGGACAUAUCUAUCUUGUACACCAUUCUUCGAAAUGUCGGUAAAAUACCUCAACAUUCUAAGGGUUGGGGCGAGAAUCCAGAUCCCGCUGACAGAAGUGUUGCUGCCAACAUCGAAAGGGUUCGAUUUCUUCGGAACAAAUACUACGGCCAUUCUGCCGAUAUAUCUCUUUCCGACUCAGAAUUUAAACAGGAAUGGCGGAACAUCCGGGAUAUCGUUGUAGAAUUGGAGAGAGAUCUUGGGAGUUCUACAUUUUAUCAGGAUUCAGUGACGGAUAUCAAAAUUUGCUCAAUGGACCCUGAAACAGAACAGAAGUACAUUGAGAAACUGGAUAAAGUCGACGAGUUAUAUUCUACAAUCUCGAAUUUUUCAGACAGCAUGAAGAAUAUUAAAGAAAAUCUUACAAAGCUUCGAGAUCCAAAACUUGAAAAAGAAAUUGAUUCCAGCAGAAUUAUGAUUGAAAGACAUGAACAGGACAUGACAAAUACAUUUGUUGAAAUAAGAGCUUUAGAGAGAGCAAAACAACUAUUAGAGGAGAAUAGUUAUGUUAUCAUAAAGGGUAACCCUGGCUCGGGGAAAACAACACUUGCUAAAUGGUUAUUAAAGAUAUUAAUGGAUAAUGGAAAACGCCCACUUCAGCUCUUUAAGGUCUCUAAACUUUAUGGCAGAGUGACAGCAGAUGAUAACAUUGCAGUCUUCAUAGACAAUCUGUUUGGUGAAUUCUCGUUUUCAAGUACUGAGUUCAACGAAUUUAUCAAUAAAAAAGAAUUAAUCGAAUCUGUUUUAAAAUCUUGCGAGAACAGAUCGGGAAAUGUUUUACUUUUGACAAUCAGGAAUGAUAUUUACAUGGAAGUGGUCGAGAAACAAAAGUCCAAUCCCUUCUUCUGUACCUCUGUGACCGAUUUAUCAAGUGGUGAAUAUGCUUUACAAACGAACGAAAUAGAAAUGUUUCUCAAAAAAUAUGGUUUAACUGCAGAAGGCAAGGAUGAAGAUAUGAAAGAAAAACCCUCUGAAUUAUAUCGAACACUGGGAUUUCCUCAGUGUUGUAGCUUAGCACGUGAAAAUCCAGAGUUUGGAAAAAAUAUUUUAACUUUUUUUAAUGAUCCUCAUCUGUAUCUUAAAGACUACAUUGACACCCAGAUAAAAGAAAAACAUGCUAAAACUGCUGUACUUAUAUACAUAUUACUGAAAGGUGGUCAAGUGGAAGCGGCGAUCUUAGAAAAUCCAAAGGAUCGGGAAGCUAAAAUUGUUGCUUUAGGAAUGCUUGAUUUAGGGCGUUCAUCAUUUGGCCAAUUUCAAAAGAGCAUUUAUUCAUAUAAAGGUUUCUUAACAAAACAUGACAAAAUAAAUAAUGCGUUCGUGUUUUCGCACAGUUCUGUUCAGGAGGCACUAUUCAAAGAGAUGUUUGUUGCAUUUCCAGAGGAUAUAACACGCAAUUGUCAUCAUUCCUUGCUUCGGAGUUUAACCACAAAUAUAAAUCCAAAAAGUACACAGAAUGUCGUAGAGAAGGAAAUGUUUGAAAUUGUCGCCAGUCGGAUCGAACAAAUUUUGAAGAAAGGUUCAGACUCAGGAUUCCGUUCGGUAUCUGUUUUGGAGCUUUGGAAUGAUUCAGACUUUUACAAUCAUGUUCUCAAAAAUGAGUUAUGUAUUGAAUAUAUUAUAAAACAGGUCGAUUCCAAAGGAAAUGGAAUGAUAGUACAUUUCGCAAAGGCAGGGAAUAUAGAUUGGGUUCGUAAACUGCUGCAGAUCUCAGAUGAAUCACAAAAGUAUCGCUCGCUAAAUGCUGCAUCUGCAGAAAAUCAACAAAGCGCUGUUAGGAUUAUUUUAUCUAGCAGAGUGAAAUCUGAUCUAACAACUUGCUUUCACGCAAUACAUGGUGGAAAUGUGGACCUAUUCAUGGAAUUAUGCGAAUCAGUAGACGCACUUCAAACUUCUUUCUCUCUUCAUCCAAAUUGUUCCAACACCAACAACAGUUUACUUCACGAGGUUUGUUCAAUGGGGCAAUUACGAUUUGUGGAACCUUUGUUGAGUCGUUAUCCAAAACUUAAGGACAUAAAAAAACAAUUUCGGUGAAACAGCAAUGCAUUCUGCUGCACAAUCUGGAAAUAUCAUUGUCUUCAAUCUUCUAUUAGAAGCCGGUUUAAAUCCUUUAAAUAGAAAUUAUAAAAUGGAAACUGUUCUGACAUGCGCUGUUAAACAUGGAAAACUAUCCAUGGUAAAAUUCUUGGUAAAACAA
Molecule: messenger RNA, 2491 nt
Organism: Saccostrea cuccullata (small rock oyster)
Lineage: Eukaryota; Metazoa; Mollusca; Bivalvia; Ostreida; Ostreidae
Exons: 4
Coding region: 1-2328 (775 amino acids)
Source: RefSeq, a predicted model, not a curated record